This is a messenger RNA of Antechinus flavipes (yellow-footed antechinus), 5034 nucleotides long. Its product is annotated as sodium-dependent phosphate transport protein 2B-like. The transcript is spliced from 13 exons. Gene Ontology annotation, biological process: sodium-dependent phosphate transport; intracellular phosphate ion homeostasis. Gene Ontology annotation, molecular function: sodium:phosphate symporter activity. Gene Ontology annotation, cellular component: apical plasma membrane; brush border; vesicle. The record is from RefSeq and is a predicted model, not a curated record. NCBI's taxonomy places the organism in Eukaryota, Metazoa, Chordata, Mammalia, Dasyuromorphia, Dasyuridae. Bases 122 to 2206 code for a protein of 694 amino acids.
UCCUGGCAGACCUAUUUCUUGGAACUGUAAACCAGUUUUGAAUUAGAGCUGGAAAGGACUCCAGUGGUCAAGUGUAAUCCUGUCAUUUUACAGCUGACAAGCCUGAGACCCAGGGGUGACCAUGGCUCCUUGGCCUGAAUUGGGUAACUCCCACUCUGAUCCUAAAAAGUUCAUUGAAGAGGCUACCAUCCAACAAUCCACUGAAAAAGAUAAAGGAAGCUCCAGCAAUAAUGCCCAUUCUCCUGUAAGCAAAAUAGAACUUCUGCCAUCUUACUCGACUAUUGCAUUGAUUGAAGAACCAGCAGCUAAGCAAGACCCAUGGGACAUGCCUAACGUGGAAGAUACUGAGAUCAAGUGGUCAGAGAGAGGCACCACAGAGAAAGUAACUGCUGUCUUCAGAGGGUUCGGAAAAGUGAUUCUCCUCCUGGUAUUUCUCUACUUCUUUGUAUGUUCCUUGGACGUUCUCAGCAGCGCUUUCCAGUUGGUUGGAGGAAAAAUGGCUGGGGAGAUUUUCCGAGAUGGUUCAGUAUUGAGCAAUCCCAUUGCUGGCCUGGUGAUCGGUGUCCUGGUGACCAUCAUGGUGCAGAGUUCCAGCACAUCCUCGUCCAUCAUUGUCAGCAUGGUGUCCUCUUCGUUGCUGACAGUAAAGGCAGCAAUUCCCAUUAUCAUGGGAGCCAAUAUUGGGACUUCAAUCACCAAUACUGUCGUGGCUCUCAUGCAGGCUGCAGACAGGGAUGAAUUUCGAAGGGCUUUUGCAGGAGCGACCGUCCACGAUUUCUUUAACUGGUUGUCAGUCCUGGUGCUGCUGCCCGUGGAAGUGAUCACAAACUACCUCUAUUACCUCACUGAUGCCAUCGUGAAAAGCUUUAAUAUCAAGAGUGGAGAAAAUGCCCCUAAACUCCUGAAAGUCAUCACAGAUCCCUUCACAAAACUCAUUAUCCAGCUGGAUGAAGAAGUCAUAAAUGAAAUUGCCAUAGGAAAUGAGGCAGCCAAAAACAAGAGCCUGAUAAAGACUUGGUGUACAACAUUUAAAAAUGAGACGUUAAGCAACGUUACCGUUCCCUCACCAGAAAAUUGUACCUCUCCCAGCUUCUGCUGGACCAAUGGGAACAUGACCUGGACCCUCAUGAACAUGACAUAUGAAGAGAACAUUGCAAAGUGCAAACACGCAUUUGUGGAUGUCAAUCUCUCUGAUCUGGGCAUCGGACUCAUUCUUCUGGCCCUCUCCUUGCUGGUCCUGUGCACUUGUUUGAUCCUGAUUGUCAAGGUCCUGAACUCUGUGCUCAAGGGGCAAGUUGCUGCAGUGAUUAAGAAGACCAUCAAUACAGAUUUCCCCUUCCCCUUUGCCUGGCUGACGGGCUACCUCGCCAUUCUUGUUGGAGCCGGAAUGACCUUUAUUGUGCAAAGUAGCUCUGUGUUCACAUCUGCCAUCACUCCUCUGGUUGGCAUUGGAGUGAUCAGCCUGGAGAGAGCGUACCCCCUGACCCUGGGCUCCAACAUCGGCACCACCACCACAGCCAUCCUGGCUGCGCUGGCCAGCCCUGGAAGCACUUUACACAAUUCACUCCAGAUUGCCCUGUGCCAUUUCUUCUUCAAUGUCUCUGGGAUCCUUCUGUGGUACCCAAUCCCAUUCACGCGCCUGCCAAUCCGUCUUGCCAGGGGCCUGGGGAAUAUCACGGCCACCUACCGUUGGUUUGCCAUCUUCUACCUCAUCUUCUUCUUUUUAUUGAUUCCAUUGGCCGUGUUCGGCCUCUCCCUGGCAGGUUGGCCCGUCUUGGUGGGUGUAGGGAGCCCCAUCAUAGUGGUGCUGUUUAUGUUCCUGAUAAUGAGGGUCAUUCAAGCUCACUGCCCUCAAAUUCUCCCUAAAAAGUUGCAAACCUGGGACUUCUUGCCCUUGUGGAUGCGCUCCCUCAAGCCUUGGGAUGGGCUGGUGUCUCUCAUCACAGGCAAUUGUUGCCAGCUACCAUGCUGCUGCUGUUGCCGUGUCUGCUGCCGGGUGUGCUGCCUGCUGUGUGGAUGCCCCCGGUGCUGCCGCUGCAGUAAGUGCUGUGACCUGCUGGAAGAUGAAGAAAAGGUCAACGAAAUCCCCAUCAAGGUUCCCGAGGUCUAUGAGAACACGGCAGUCAUAGUGGAGGAGACCCAGCCCGUGUCCAAGACUCAGGAGCCUCAAGACGUAAAGACCGUCUCUAACUGCACAGCUUUAUAGUAGGACAGGGCUUUGAGAGGAGGAGAAAAGAUGGAUUAUUUCUUGUUCUACAUGCCCUUCUUUCCCCCCAAAUGUGGGAAGGGUAGGGGGGUAGAUGGUUAGCUAUCUAUUGGAAAAUGGAACCACGGACAUUUGCUACCCCUACCCUUCACCCCAGAAUCCAACACAUUGGCAGGUAGGGCUGGCUCAGCAUUGGCAGAAAUUGUGAUCAAAGCUCCGUCCUUCCCAGGGCCCCAGUUAUCCCUCACAUGAUUUCUGGCUCCCUAAGAGCCCUGGGACAAGAACCACAAGAUGAAUUCUGACUGGGCCAGUUAUUUACUCUCUCUCUAGAAACUAGGGCUACUGACCAACAGGACUUGUUUUAAAGACCUGAAAACUUUUUUUUAGAAGGAAGAAGCUUAAGGAAAGAUUUCAUUGCUCAAGAAAACCUAGUUAGACUUUUAUUUUUAAAUAAGUGAGUUUGGUUUCUGAGAAGACCUGACUGUAAGUAGGAAAUCAGUCCUUCUAUGGCCCCACAAGGCUGGCAGGUAGGGCAGAUCUGGCUGGAGAAGCUUCCAGCUAGUGACUUAUCCCUCGGCCCAGGCUUACAAAGCCUCAUCAUCAUCCCUGGGGACUUGCAGCAAGGGGAAGGUUGAGGAUUGAGUUUGAGCUCCAGCAAGCUAUGUGGACCCCCGUCCCUGCUCAUGAGAGAGUGCUGCUGGUCAGCAGCAUGUGCCGGGAUGGCUUCUAGAAGGGCUGGGCCACCCUCCUGGCUGAUGGCCAUCCUCCAGGGUAUGGCCACCAUCCUCCGGGCUAAUGGCUGCCACCCUCCAGGCUAAAGACCAGCCAUUCUUUGGGCUGAUGGCCAUCCUCCAGGCUGAUGGCCAUCCUUCAGUCUCAUGGCCAUAUGGCCCAGUUCCAAAGACCAGUUCCAGAGAGGCGGCUCAGUGUAUGUCCCCGUGCCCCCCAUUUCCUGAUCUUCCCCCCUCAUAGUCUCCACAGCUUCUCCUGGGCAGUCUACACAAGUUGGCCAGAGCCAGGCAAUUUCCAGAAAAUCAAAAAGCUACUUCUGAGGGAUGGUGAUUUAGUGAAAAAGCACACAGAGUUCCACAUGUGCUUCUAGAUCUCUUGCCCUUGGAGGGAAAUUAAGGGUGUAGUGUCCCCAGGACAGUUAGCACAGCAGCUUAGGCUGCGGCCACGGGCCGUCCACAACUGGGAGUGUUCCAGAAAUCCAGAUUCGUCGAGGGCAAUGCUGAGAGCUGAUGCUAACUCCCAGAUGGUCUGAGUGCCUCAUGCUAUGUAUGGGAAGGUUGGGCAGGAGAUGGUGAAGUCUUUAGGAGCAGGGGAGAGCAGCAACUCCAUCCAUCCUGGGGGCCUGUCGGCCGCUCAUCCUGGCCGUAGGAGAGGACCUCAAGAUUCUGAGCUAAACUUUGCUUCCUGUCGGCCUCAAUUGGGGGUUUGUGAGUCAGGCCAUGAAGUUCAGUUUGCCCUCACUCCGAGGGGGAGCAGAAUAAACUGAGCUGGCCGCAGGAUCAGACCGAAGGUCCUUCCCAUCUUGGACCUUCCCUGAGACCCAGAGUGCCUUGGGAUCUGUGUCUUGUCUGAGCAGAGGGAUUAGCUGGGUGGAGCGGCCCCCUAGCUCAUUAGAAUGUGGAUGGUCCUUGAAGGAUUAGGAAGUGACUGGGCUUGCUGGGAGCCCUUCUUUCUGGGUCUUUGCCUCUCUGUGCCCCUUUCACAGGAAGCCAAACCUGCCAGGCCUGCUGAGGGGAGCUUGAGUGGCUGGUGGCCAUGUUCUGGGCAAAAUGUGGAUGUUGAAAGCAUGACCCUCCUCAGACAGCUGUAGCUAGGAUUUUCUGCAUCCUAGAAGGGUGGCAGUCUGCCUGGACACGAAGCACCUUAUCCUCCGGUAGCUUUAGGAUGACCUGUUAAAGACUAAUCUGGAACUGGAAAUUUUCCUCCACCUGCCAGGGAUGAGCUCUGUCCCGACCCUUAAACUCCUGCCUCUUAAAAGAGGCUCAUUGGUGAGCCUGUGAUUGGACAGAGUCCACAUUCCCAGAGGUCAUCCAGGAGUUUGGGCUGCCCAGCCAGCCUUGGUCCCCAGUCCCCUCCUGAUAUACAAGCUCGUGCAUGUGGGUGGGGUGAGGGAGCCUGUGUAUUCUGGCAAUCCCGGGGUUCUCUCUUUGCCUUUUGUGGGUCCUUCUAAGGGACAACAAUCUGCACUUACCUCUCCUCCAGCCAUGUUUGUUCCCUCCAACACAUCUCCAAUAUACUCAUUUCAUCUCACUUAAGUAGGCUUUUCCAACAAUUUCCCAGCUCCAAAAGGUGAAAGUUGAGGGAAAUUUAGGUUGCCAGAGUAUAAUAGGAAAGGGAAGUACAAGUUGAAGAAGCACAAGUAGCCCAUUCCUCACGUCCUAUGUCCCCCCAUUUGGGGACAUAUGGAUCCUUACCCUGAUAUCCACUAUAUGCAUAACCCUUCAUAAACAGAUACCGAUAUAGUCUCUAUGUAUAGUCACUUCAUUAAUAGUUUUUUCAUGAAUUAGAUUGAAUAUAACCUGUAUGAUUCUGGUUUUAUAUUGUUCACCUUUGAAAAUAAGAAUGUAUUUAUCUAUGAAAUACAUACAUAUAAGUAUACAUAUAAAAAGCCAACAUAAGCAAAAACAUUUGUAUAUUUUGUAAUAUCUUUUAAACUUGUCUACUGCACACUGUAAAUACAUACGUUAUGUAUCUUGUAGUCCCACUUGCAUUCAGUAUGCUUUUUUCUCAUGUGGAUUAUUCAUGUGAUCUGUGUACAUGGUAUGAUUUUCAUAUUUUUGGAAAGAACAAAACAAUAAAAUAUAUUCAAACCCAAA